GGCCCCCAAAUCUUUGCCAUUCCUCCAUAAGGAAUCUGGGCCACAAGUACAGAGCGUUCAUUCGACGAAAUCUGCAUUAUUAUUUUUAUUGUCAUUACCAUGAAAAUAAAGGAUCUCUUUUUUUUGCUCUCGAGUUUGCUGUACGGUGUGUUUGGUGUUGAUACAUUUAAAGUGUCAGUGAAGGAGGGAGAUUCAGUCACUCUAAACACUGGUGUUACAGUAACCCAAAAAGACAGAAUAAAAUGGUACUUUAAUGACACUUGCAUCGCUAAAAUCAUUGGAGGCCAGAGUAAAAUCUAUACAGAUGUUCAGUUUACUGAGAGAUUCAGAGACAGACUGAAGCUGGAUCACCAGACUGGAUCUCUGACCAUCAUGAACACCAGAAAAGCAGACGCUGGACUCUAUAACCUACAGAUCAUCUUUAACGGCAGCAGCAGUUUUAAAAUCUUCAUUGUUAAUGUCACUGAUGUUCCUGCUGCUCAACGAGAUGAACAGACCAAGUCAGUGAAGGAGGGUGAAUCUGUUACUUUAGAUCCUGGUGCAAUAAAAAACUCAAAAGAUUUACUGACAUGGCAUUUUAAUGAGAUUCUCGUCAUUGCUAACAUCGCUGGAGAUCAGAGUAAGAUCUGUACAGAUGUUCAGUGUGAAGAGAGAUUCAGAGACAGACUGAAGCUGGAUCAUCAGACUGGAUCUUUGACCAUCAUGAACACCAGAACCACAGACUCUGGAGAAUAUGAACUGAAGAUCACCAGCAGUCACAUCAGCAUCCAGCGUCGUCGCCGCAGCGUCACCAUCACCAGUGGAAAGAGCUUCAGUGUUUCUGUAAUUGCUGUUCCAGAUUCAGAUCUGUCUUCAGGUGCUGUAGCAGGAAUAGUUGUUGUUGUUGUUCUGCUUGUUGCAGCUGUAACUGCUCGUGUGGUUCACUGUCGCCGCAGGAUCCUUACAGCAGUACCACAGAAUGAGGAUGAUGGUUUGUAGAAGACUCGUCCCCUAAGUAGACUGAUAUGAGGGUUCUCCAACGCCGGAGAAGGAGCACGUCGCAACCAAGACGUGUGACACCAACGCCGGAGAAGGAGCACGUCGCAACCAAGACGUGUGACACCAACUCCGGAGAAGGAGCACGUCGCAACCAAGACGUGUGACACCAACGCCGGAGAAUGGGCACGUCGCAACCAAGACGUGUUACACCAAAGCCGGAGAAGGAGCACGUCGCAACCAAGACGUGUGACACCAACGCCGGAGAAGGAGCACGUCGCAACCAAGACGUGUGACACCAAAGCCGGAGAAGGAGCACGUCGCAACCAAGACGUGUGACACCAAAGCCGGAGAAGGAGCACGUCGCAACCAAGACGUGUGACACCAACGCCGGAGAAGGAGCACGUCGCAACCAAGACGUGUGACACCAAAGCCGGAGAAGGAGCACGUCGCAACCAAGACGUGUGACACCAAAACCGGAGAAGGAGCACGUCGCAACCAAGACGUGUGACACCAACGCCGGAGAAGGAGCACGUCGCAACCAAGACGUGUGACACCAAAGCCGGACAAUGGGCACGUCGCAACCAAGACGUGUGACACCAAAGCCGGAGAAGGAGCACGUCGCAACCAAGACGUGUGACACCAACGCCGGAGAAGGAGCACGUCGCAACCAAGACGUGUGACACCAACGCCGGAGAAUGGGCACGUCGCAACCAAGACGUGUGACACCAAAGCCGGAGAAGGAGCACGUCGCAACCAAGACGUGUGACACCAACGCCGGAGAAGGAGCACGUCGCAACCAAGACGUGUGACACCAACGCCGGAGAAUGGGCACGUCGCAACCAAGACGUGUGACACCAACGCCGGAGAAUGGGCACGUCGCAACCAAGACGUGUGACACCAAAGCCGGAGAAGGAGCACGUCGCAACCAAGACGUGUGACACCAACGCCGGAGAAGGAGCACGUCGCAACCAAGACGUGUGACACCAAAGCCGGAGAAUGGGCACGUCGCAACCAAGACGUGUGACACCAAAGCCGGACAAUGGGCACGUCGCAACCAAGACGUGUGACACCAAAGCCGGACAAUGGGCACGUCGCAACCAAGACGUGUGACACCAAAGCCGGAGAAGGAGCACGUCGCAACCAAGACGUGUGACACCAACGCCGGAGAAGGAGCACGUCGCAACCAAGACGUGUGACACCAAAGCCGGAGAAUGGGCACGUCGCAACCAAGACGUGUGACACCAAAGCCGGAGAAUGGGCACGUUGCAACCAAGACGUGUGACACCAACGCCGGAGAAUGGGCACGUCGCAACCAAGACGUGUGACACCAACGCCGGAGAAUGGGCACGUCGCAACCAAGACGUGUGACACCAACGCCGGAGAAUGGGCACGUCGCAACCAAGACGUGUGACACCAACGCCGGAGAAUGGGCACGUCGCAACCAAGACGUGUGACACCAACGCCGGAGAAUGGGCACGUCGCAACCAAGACGUGUGACACCAACGCCGGAGAAUGGGCACGUUGCAACCAAGACGUGUGACACCAACAUAAUAUUCUGAGAUAUGUCAUUCUGAGCUUUUACUUUUGAUAGUGGUUAGAAUUUUAAUUAAUACAGCUGACUAUACAAUGUGUGAAUAGAUUAGCAAUAUCAGACUAUAUGCGAUUAUUGUUUUCAGGAGAUUAAGUCAUUUUAAUAGCCUAUUAUUUUAAAGAAAUCAAAUAUAAUAAAAUAUAGGAAAAUACUAUUCUAAUCACAAAUUUUUUAAAAGUAAUGUAAAUGUCAAUUAUGUUUUCAACUAUAGCUUUAGGUUUAUUGGCCUCGAUGAGUGUGAGACUCCCGGCCUGAGAUUGUGUCCCAGACGGAAUUAAAUAAUUUGUGAAUCUCUGUCAAUAUUCGUGACUUGUACAGCGGAAAAAUUUACUGUAAUGCAGUUCUGUGGUUUUUCCUAGGCAGGGUUAUUAUAGUUAAUUAAUAUCAAAAAUUAUUAAAAAAUGUAUGCUAAUCGAAAUAAACCUGAAAUAUAAGAAAAUAUAAAUGUUAGUUGAAAAACUUAUGAACUGAAUGAAAAUUAUUGUCAGUAUCAUUUCUGGGGAUUUUUUCUCCCUGACUUUCAACUGACGCGAUCAUCUUUUCAUUAACCGACAAGAUUAAAUUAAAUUAAUUAAAUGAAAUUAGAAUUGAUAAGUGUCUGUGAGUCAUUAAAAAAAUCCCAGGGGUUUAGUUUUAGCCUACAUGAAGUUCAUAGGCAUAACAAAACACAGAGUCUGAUUGUUUGGAAUAUUCAAGCCAGGGGUGGAUAUGGUACCAGGCUGCCUUGAAGCUCCUCCUCCGGUCCCCCAUCAGAGUUCUUGGGUAUAUAUUCAUCAUUGGCUGCACAGGUGGUUCUCCCCGGGAUUUGCUGAUAUCUGCCAAAACAAAAAAAACAAAA
This is a messenger RNA of Megalobrama amblycephala (Wuchang bream), 3407 nucleotides long. RefSeq lists its product as uncharacterized. Bases 100 to 978 code for a protein of 292 amino acids. The transcript is spliced from 5 exons. NCBI's taxonomy places the organism in Eukaryota, Metazoa, Chordata, Actinopteri, Cypriniformes, Xenocyprididae. The record is from RefSeq and is a predicted model, not a curated record.